AUGACACCGCUCGCCCCUCUGGAGCCCAUAGCCGUCUGCGGCAUGGCGGUGCGUCUGCCCGGCGACGUGCGGAGCCCGGCCGAGUUCUGGGACAUGCUCAGAGCCAAGCGCAACGGACUGGUCGACUGGCCUCGCAGCAGGGGCAACGCUAGGAACAGCGAUGGGAAGAGCAAAUCUCCCGCGUCUGUUGGACGGUUCGACGCCGGCGGCUUCCAAAGCCGGAUGCCUGCCAAAAAUACCCUCCAGGCGCCGCAGGCGUACCUAUUGAACCAUGUCUCGCUGGGCGACUUCGACCCUAGCUUCUUCCCGGUUGGGGCCAAAGAGGCAACACUCAUGGACCCAAUGCAGCGUCAGCUUCUUGAGGUUGCCUACGAGUGCGCCGAGAACGCGGGCGCUGGAGGGGUGUGUUCCGAGCCCGACGCCGUCCGCAAAGAUGUCGGCGUCUUUGUCGGCGUCUUUGGCGAGGACUGGCUGCAGGAGAACGUCAUGGACAGCCAGCUGGCCGGCAUGUAUCGGGGGACAGGCUUUCUCGACUUUCUCCAGGCGAACCGCGUCAGUUUCGCCAUGGACUGGCAAGGGCCUAGUAUCGUCGUCAAGACGGGCUGCUCGGCCAGUCUCGUGGCACUAGACAUGGCUUGCCACAGUCUGCGCGCCGGCGAGUGUUCUUCGGCCGUUGUACUCGGCGUCAACCUCAUCACUUGCCCGCUCAUGACCCUCCUGUACACCGCGCAGGGCCUGUUGAGCCCCUCGGGUCGAUGCAAGACUUUUGACGCAGCAGCGGAUGGCUACGGCCGCGGCGAGGCCGUCAACGCAGUCUUCUUGCGGCGGCUUUCUGACGCCCAGAAGGCCAGGGACCCCAUUAGGGCGGUGAUCCGAGCAAGCGCCACCGGCCAUGACGGCCGCAAAAUCGGGCAGCUCAAGCCGGACGCCGGGGCGCAGGAGCUGCUGAUCCGCAAGACGUAUGCACUGGCGGGCAUCCCCGAGUCCGAGUUUGGAGACACAGCGUGGAUUGAGUGCCACGGCACGGGCACCGCCGUCGGCGACCCGAUCGAGCUGCGUUCCGUGGCAAACAUCUUUGGCCACCGAGGCAUCAUUGUCGGCAGCGUCAAGCCCAACGUCGGCCACUCCGAGGGCGCCGCCGGCCUGACAGGUCUAAUCAAGGCUGUGCUGUCACUGGAGCACGACACUAUACCUCCCAACAUCUUCUUCGACACGCCCAACCCUCUCAUUCCCUGGAAGGAAGCACGCCUCCGAGUCCCCGUUGACUCUUUGCCGUGGCCUGGUGGCCGCAAGAAACGCGUCAGCGUCAACUCGUUUGGUGUGGGCGGCUCCAACGCCCAUGUCAUCCUCGAAGCCGGCGCUUCUGGUAGGCCAGCUCAUCCUCUUUGGCCUUGCCAAACCGAAGCUCACAUCCUGCUGCUCAGCGCUACCCACCAGUGGUCGCUGCAGAAGCAGGUGCUUCGCCACCGUGACUAUCUACUACGCCGCCGGCCCACGCCGCCGGGUCAUGUGCGCAGCCUUCUUCGGGAUAUGGCCUACACCCUCGGUUGCCGCCGCCGCCACUUUCCACUACGGACGUACGCCAUUGUUCGCGUUGGAUCAGGGUUCGGCGAGGAAGCCGAGAGUCUCAAGACGGACCUGGCAGAGGAAGGACUGAUCAACUUCAGCGACGCUGGCCAUUCCUGUCAAGUUGAAGACGCUGCGCCGCAGCCUCGAAUUACCUUUGUGUUUACAGGCCAAGGAGCCCAGGCGGCGCAGAUGGGCUAUGAGCUCUUGCGUACCAAUCGCGUGUUCUCUGACAGUGUCUCCUACUUGGAUCAGUGUCUGGCUACUCUCCCUGACGAUCUGGCACCGGAAUGGACGCUGAUUGACGAGAUCUCCAAACCCGGCCCAGCCAGCCGCCUACACCAAACAAAAUACGCACUACCUUGCUGUACCGCUAUCCAGAUCGCCUUGGUCAACGUCUAUCGUUCCUGGGGCGUCCAUCCUUCAGCCGUUGUCGGCCACUCUAGUGGCGAGGUUGCCUCAGCCUAUGCGGCCGGAGUUCUCUCUACUCGUCAGGCUAUUAUCAUUGCCUAUCUUCGCGGUCUCGCUUUACACGAAGGGACAGCACGGCCAGGUACUAUGGCAACUGUCAGCUUGGGGGCUGAGGAGACGGUGCAAUUCCUGAGCUCCGGAGCUGUCAUUGCCUGCGAGAAUAGCCCGAAUAGCACAACCGUGUCUGGUGAUGCGGACGCGGUACGGGAGACCCUCGGAAAGGUUGCCGAAGCAGACCCGCAGAUCUCGUGCCACAUGCUCAAGGUGCAAACAGCCUUCCAUUCCCCUCAUGUUAGGCCGAGUGCACUCAGAUAUGAACAAUCGCUGGAGCCAUUCCUUGGUGGAGACUCCAGUGGCUGCCCCUCGUGUUCGUUAUACAGCAGCGUCACGGGAUCUUUCAGCGAAUGUCCCUCAGACCUCGUGAGAAGGCCGCGGUAUUGGAGAUACAGCCUCGAAAAGCCUGUUCUUUUCAGACAGGCGCUGGAGCAGCUCGUGAGCCGAGAGCACUCGCUCUACCCAGAAGCCGGGUUGCUCUUUGUCGAGAUUGGACCUCAUCCCGCCCUGAAAAGGCCUAUCGCGCAGACUCUCCAAGCUCUCGACGCAACCUUGAGGCAACAGUGUAUACAUAUCCCUACCCUACAGCGGGGCGAGAGGGCUGAUGAGGCCGUAUUGCAAUCAAUAGGCGAGCUAUAUCUGCGGGGGGCUCUCCCGGCCGCCAGUAUGGAAUCCGUGCUUAAACUACAAGGGGUUUCUUGUCUGACUGACCUGCCCACUUACGCGUGGCACCACGGCGUCCAGUACUUUGAUCCGCCGCGUGUGGCCAGUGUCUACAAGAGCGCGCAGUGUCUUCCUCAUGAGCUGCUUGGCGCUCGGAUUCCAGAUGUUACUGACAUUGAGCCGUGCUGGCGGUGCGUCAUGGAACCCGACGACCAACCCUCGUGGCUAGGCCACCACAUCGUUGAUGGCCACACUGUUUUCCCGGCCGCUGGAUUCAUCGCCAUGAUCGGCGAGGCCAUAGGUAGAGUCGCCUCCACUGCUGACGAUGUCUUCUCCGUCAAGGGUUACAUCCUGCGCAAGGUUGUUAUCAAGACGGCUCUUAUCCUACCACCGGGAUCGACAGUAGAGCUCGUCACACGGCUCUCGCUGGCUGACGACUACGUCGAUGACGACAAUCUCGACCGGGACAGGACGUGGUACGAGUUUCACAUCAUGGCUCUCGUGCCAGACCGAGACGGAGACCGAUGGACCAGCCACUGCCGUGGCCUGGUAGCUAGCGACGCUGGGCCCGCGUCCAAUAGAGCAAAUCAUCUUUCUGCACCUAAAGACGGCAGCUUCGUACGAAGAAUCGACACAUCCGAGUGGUACUCCAUUGCUGACUCGGUAGGCCUGUCCUACGGCGCCUCGCUGAAGGGCCUUGACGAAAUCGUAGCGUCCACCGAUCACAUGGCAGCUUUGGCUACUGUGUACGAUGACGCUUUCGACAACAUAGGUGAAUAUGUGCUUCACCCAGCCGUCAUAGACCUGGGGCUUCAGCUUAAUCUGGUCGCAAUGUGCCAGGGAAUUGGUGAGAAGUGCGAUCUCCUUUUGCUGCCGACGUACAUGGAGGAGGUUGUUGUGGGCGCAAAGCCCCAAGAAAACCAAAACGACUGCGAAAGCAGACUAGCCAUGCGAGCCGAUGUUCGUUGGGUUGAGAGAGGGAGGAGCCUAGAGGGCACCGUCACCGGUACCGCCACUGCCGAUGACGAAAACCAUCAAAACGAAACUCGAUAUCGGCUCUCUAUGCGGAAUGUCAAGUUCAUGGCCAAGCCCUUGGCCCGCCGCACAUCCGAAUAUGAUGCUAAGCUGCCGCCAUCGCUCCGCCUUGCGUCCGAGUUUCAAUGGGCCUAUGACGUUGAGCUGCUCGACCCGGAGAAUAUAGUAUCAGCUCUUGAUAUGGUCCAGCUGCUCGCCUACCAGAACCCGCGCAUCCGAGUCUUAGUGGUUGGCGGUGACGGCGAGGUGUCUUUGGCAUGCGCCGCCAUGCGAAUGCUCGAGACCCAGGUCAUGUCCGACGGCGCGGUCGCGGCGACCCUCACUUAUACGGCUACGGGGCACACUGAACUGAGACUAGCGAGGCUCUCUCUAGAGGGGAGGGGACGCUCAGGGGUGCGUGUCCUGUCGUUCACGGACAUACUACAAGGCUUGUCAGAAGCUGGCCCUCAAGCAGAGGGCGGUUUUGGUCUCGUCCUCGUCGACGGGGCUGAAACACUGAUUGGGAUGUGCUCGGCCCUCACCCCGGCCCGCUGUUCUUCGCUCUUGUCUCGUGGCGGAUGGCUUCUUGUAGACCGAUCUGAUGAGAAGUCCAAAACAAAGUUGGAAGAGCUUGGCCUCGUACUUGUACGUCGGGCCUGUUCGGCACACAGCUAUGUCCGGCUGAGCAUUGCGCGAAACCUUCAGAGUCAAGAGUCUGAAGCUCCGAGGUUGAGACAUGUCAUUGUACUAGCGACGCCGGCCCUCGACAAGCUGGCCCGGGCACUGCAGAGCAACCUGGGACAGGGCGGGAUACGUUGUGAGAUCCGGCACUCUCCCUCAGACAACCAAGGAACGCCUACCGGUGAUGACGAACACACCGUCCUUGUGUCGAUGCUCUACCUGGAGCAGUCGGCGGAGGAGACGUCGCUGAAUCCCGGGUCCUUCAGGGGCUUCGUUGACAAGCUGCUCGCGGCUAAGGGGCAAAUAGUUUGGCUCUUACCCCCUCUUCAGUCGGGAAGCACGGGUCCGGCGUCGUUGUGCCGCCGGCCCGACGCCGCAUGCAUGCUUGGCCUUGCACGCACCGCUCGCACCGAGAACCCCGCGCUGGGUCUUACGACGGUCGAGAUGGACGUUGAUUCAACGUCCACCUCGGACGCUUCAGGCGCCCUCGCUCGCAUCGUUCUGCGUCUAUGCCAAGCGCAGCUUGGGCCGGAAGACGGGCCAGACAUGGAUCGCGAACUCGGCAUCACGAGAGAGGGAACCGUGCUGAUCCCUCGAAUGACAUGGUCAUUGCUCGACGACGACGACGACACCGCGGCCACGGAACCUUCAAAUCGCACAAACAGCGGCGGAAAAGGGCGGCUCGUUCUCCGACCAGAUGCGAGCUAUUUGAUCGUCGGAGGCCUCGGCGGGCUUGGGAGAUCCCUCUGCCUGUGGAUGGCUGCCCGAGGGGCCCGCCAGCUCGUCCUGUUCUCGCGCUCUGCCGCUGCCGAACCCGACGCAGCCAUGCUCUCUUUCCUCGAGGAACUGGCAUCCACCUUUGGCUGCGCCGUUGUUCGUGUGGGUGGGCGUGCAGAGAUCCGCUCAGACGUCAAGCGCGCCGUCGACGCCGCCGACGGAGCUUCCUCACGAGGUCUCGCUGGCAUCGUCCACAUGCCCAUGGUGCUCCGCGAUCGGCCAAUGAGGGACAUGAAAUGGGACGACUGGGUCGCCGCGGCACGCGGCGCAUGGAAUCUGCAUAGUGUCGUGGACAGCCGGCGGGCGAAACUCGAUUUCUUCGUCCUGUUCAGCUCGCAUGGUCAAGCCAAUUAUAACGCGGCAAAUACUUUUCUCGAUUCGUUUGCGCUAUAUCGCCGAGGCCUCGGCCUUCCGGCCAACGUCGGAGCCGUGAAACGCGAUGCAACGCUGGCCGCCCAGUUCCGCAAAGCCGGCUACAGCGCUGUCAUGCGGGCUCUCGUCUUGGGCCUGCUGCGGGAUCCCCAGGCGGCCAAUACAACACGGGCGGUCGUAUGGAAACGCGACCCCCGCAUAUCCAAGGCUUCCAGCGGGGGCUCGGGCUCGGGCUCGGGUUCUGGCGCAGUCGAGGAUCACGGCGGGGCCGGCUCAAGUGUUGCGAGUUCAAUGAGACACGAGAUGAGGGACAUGAUUUCAUGGGCGAGCGAGGAGCCCAUCGGGCUAGUGACGGAAGUCCGACGAAAGUCUCUGGCCUCCUGCCUGGGCAAGGCCCUCUACGAGUUGCUGGCGAUGCCGCUGGAGACACCGUCGCUAACAAGGCGAAUCAACUCCCUGGGCCUGGAUUCUUUCACCGCUGUCGAGCUGACAGCCUGGAUCCAACAGCACUUCAAGAUACACGUCUCAACCAUGGAGUCCAACACUGACAUUAACCUGAUGCAGCUGGCUGACCUUAUCAUGGACAGGAUGGUAGAGAAGCAUAGACAUGUGUCCCAGCCGGACAAAUAUUCCAUGGUCCAGAACGUAGCUGUGCAGUAGUCCUUAUUAGUAAAAAUAAUAAAAGAAAGUUGAGGUUAAAGUAAAGUAAUAAGUUUUAUAGUAUUCUU
Messenger RNA from Colletotrichum navitas, 6326 nucleotides. RefSeq names its product KR domain-containing protein. Gene Ontology annotation, biological process: secondary metabolite biosynthetic process; fatty acid biosynthetic process. The transcript is spliced from 9 exons. Lineage: Eukaryota; Fungi; Ascomycota; Sordariomycetes; Glomerellales; Glomerellaceae. The coding region runs from base 1 to 6258 and encodes 2085 amino acids. The record is from RefSeq and is a predicted model, not a curated record. Gene Ontology annotation, molecular function: fatty acid synthase activity; 3-oxoacyl-[acyl-carrier-protein] synthase activity.